Molecule: messenger RNA, 2175 nt
Organism: Grammomys surdaster
Lineage: Eukaryota; Metazoa; Chordata; Mammalia; Rodentia; Muridae
Gene: Cbx1
Product: chromobox 1
Exons: 5
Coding region: 248-805 (185 amino acids)
Biological process (GO): negative regulation of transcription by RNA polymerase II; chromatin organization
Cellular component (GO): pericentric heterochromatin; nucleus
Molecular function (GO): chromatin binding
Source: RefSeq, a predicted model, not a curated record
CAGGCGGCGGGCCGCGGAGAGUGAGAGGCUCUUUUGUUCGGCUGAGGGGAGGGCCGUUGGCGGGGCCUGCGGUACGCCGCUUCAGCCCGACGCUCGACUUGAGGCCACACGUCUUUUUGCUCCUCUGGGCGCUACUCCCUCGGACUGCCCGACGCAACGCGCGAGUAGCGCGGCACCGAUUCUUCUCGGACUCUCGGGCGCUGCUACGAGCAGUGUCACCCUUCACACCAGAAAGCUGGCGGGUACUAUGGGAAAAAAGCAAAACAAGAAGAAAGUGGAGGAGGUACUAGAAGAAGAGGAAGAGGAAUAUGUGGUGGAAAAAGUUCUUGAUCGGCGAGUUGUCAAGGGCAAGGUGGAAUAUCUUCUAAAGUGGAAGGGUUUCUCAGAUGAGGACAACACUUGGGAGCCAGAAGAGAAUCUGGAUUGCCCAGACCUUAUUGCUGAGUUCCUACAGUCACAGAAAACAGCUCAUGAGACAGAUAAGUCAGAGGGAGGCAAGCGCAAAGCUGAUUCUGAUUCUGAAGAUAAAGGAGAAGAAAGCAAACCAAAGAAGAAGAAAGAAGAGUCAGAAAAGCCACGAGGCUUUGCCCGGGGUUUGGAGCCAGAGCGGAUUAUUGGAGCCACCGACUCCAGUGGAGAGCUCAUGUUCCUGAUGAAAUGGAAAAACUCUGAUGAGGCUGACCUGGUCCCUGCCAAGGAAGCCAAUGUCAAGUGCCCACAGGUUGUCAUAUCCUUCUAUGAGGAAAGACUAACGUGGCAUUCCUACCCCUCAGAGGAUGAUGACAAAAAAGACGACAAGAAUUAGCCCUGUUGAGUACCAGCCCCUGUCACCUCUGACUGUGGGUUUCGAGGGGGAGGGAAGGAGUUGUACUUGUCUUGACAUCUUAGAGGUGGCUUGAGAAGAUGUCCUUUGAAGAACCAGCAUAGUUUGUGUCCUGCAGCAGCCCAAAUGCUUUAAAUUGUUCAAGCUGUAUAGUUUACAGACCCAUCCCAACGGGAAAGGGUAAGUGUUUCAAGGCAACCUGUUCUGCGCUUUGCUAAGGAAGCAGUGGGCCUUCCAUGAAGGACAAAACCUGCAGAACUGGGAUGUGGGAAAGCAAAGAUACUGUCAAUCUUCAAAGAACAUCUCCACAACCCACAGCCUUCUUCCCAAUAGUGUUAACUGCAUUUUUACAGCCUAGCAUGUCUGUAGUUUUUUGGCUAUUACUGGUAUAUUAAUUGGGGGUGGGAGGGUUGGGACAGGGAGGAAGGGAGAUGGGUAGAAUCAUUUUGGUUAAAAUUUGGGGCCUGAUUGGGGAAAUGGUAAAACAGUAGAACAGCUAACUAAUAAAUUGGUUCAAUGUCCAGAAUAUUUUGCCUUUUCAAAAAAAAGUCAUUGGCACCAUAAAUAAGGACUAUGAGAGACUGUUUCUUUAAAAUAAAUAAGUAAGUAAGUAAAUAAAUAAAUAAAAUCUUGUUACUCCUAAAACCUACAGCCAAGGUGCUCCCAACCUGAGCUCAAAGUGGCCCACAAAGGACAAAGCCAGUUCUGAGUUACCAAAGCUGCCAUUCGAUGAUGGAAACUGACUGGAGAGGGAAAGUUUAUUGGAGAGUAUAUAGAGGCAGACCACUCUGCCUUAGAGGUGCUAAUUCUUGAAAUUGGAGAAAAGAAACCUUUUUCCAAUUACAAAGUUAUAAAUAUCAGUUUGUCCAUCUAAGCCAUUGGCUCAAGUAUUGCAGGAGGGCCUAUGGGAGAUGGAAGAGGAGGGCCUCUGCUCUUAGGGUGGAAACUCUUGGAGCCCCUCUCUUUUUUUUUUUCUUUGUUUUUUGUUUUGUUUUUUGUUUUUCAGCUUUGAACCCUGAAACUGCUUGUGGCAGGUUCAGUUACUGACAGCACAAAUUCCAUUGAGUCAAUUCAAGGAUUGAAUGACUUCACAAGCCCUAGUCUCAGGAGAUUAAUUUUCAUAUUGGGGUAGUGGUUCACUUGAGAAUAUAAAAUCUUCAGAUUAACUGAUGUCCAAAAUACUGUCUUGAAUCACGAGAUCCAUCAAUUUUUAGUAUUGUCUAGACCUGCAAAUAGAACUACAUUGUAAAAUCUUCUCAGCAUGUGUUAAGAUGUAUGUGAAAACUUCUGUUUAAGUGUAAACUUCAUACUACACUGUCAGUUUUUGUCUUAAUAAAAUUAUAGAUUUCUAA